Molecule: messenger RNA, 1240 nt
Organism: Bufo gargarizans (Asiatic toad)
Lineage: Eukaryota; Metazoa; Chordata; Amphibia; Anura; Bufonidae
Gene: PRR16
Product: proline rich 16
Exons: 2
Coding region: 362-1240 (292 amino acids)
Biological process (GO): positive regulation of cell size; positive regulation of translation
Source: RefSeq, a predicted model, not a curated record
UGUGUAUAGAGGAGCGUUGAAUGCAAGAGAAGAAUGUGACUGUCACCAAUUAAAAGUAAACGCAUCUUUAGGUGGCCCUGAAGUAAAGGAGUCCUAUGUCAUACGUGAACUUUGGGAUCUCGCACUUUUUUUCUCCCCUGAUUUAGCAAAGCUCUGUGACGCAGGCACCGCUCGACAAUCGCCACUAGUCUGCAGCCCAUUCCCCGAGCAGUUCUGUGGAGUUCAUGGCAGCGUGUAUACAGGGAGAGGAAAAAGAGGAGAAUGAGGGAGAUGUAAGCAAGAAAAUGCGGGGGAACAGCUACUCAGAGAGGGCUGGAGCCAGUCACCCUCUUCUGAAGCUCCCUUGAACUGGGACUGCAGCAUGUCAGCAAAGUCUAAGGGGACAUCAUCACCGACAGAGGGGCAAGCCUCCAAAGCCAAGGUGAAAGAACAGAUCAAGAUUAUUGUGGAUGAUUUGGAAUUAGUCCUGGGAGACCUGAAGGAUGUCGCUAAGGAACUUAAAGAGGUAGUCGACCAAAUUGACACUUUAACUUCAGAUCUGCAGCUGGAAGAUGAGAUGACAGACAGCUCAAAAACUGACACUUUGAACAGCAGUUCGAGCAGUACAACAGCCUCCAGCUUAGACAAGGUUAAAGUUCGAGCCAAUGCACCCUUAAUAAGUCCACCUACACAUCCAUCAGCUGUGCUGACAGUACUCCGGAAGCCCAAUCCACCACCACCUCCUCCACGAUUGACACCCGUGAAGUUUGAAGAAACACAAAGGUUAAUAACCUCAGCCAACAGUGGAAAGAAUAAUGGAGUAUUGCUUCGAAAUGGUGGUUUGCCUGGGGGACCUGUUAAACUUUCUAAUGGUGACAGAUGUACAAUUCAUAACAUCAAAACGGAUAAAACAACAGGACAGCUGAUGACACACAGACCAGAAAAGGAUCAUUCUGCAACAAGAGAACGUGUACGCUUUAGUGAAAACGUCCUAUAUCUUGGUUACUGUCCAGACUGUGAUGUUCGAUCGGAAAUAAAAAACAGAGAUGUACAUCACCAUGGAGAGACUAUCCACUUGGCAGGAAAAUUUCCACAUCAAUGUCCUUUAUCACCUCCACAAACACCAUCAUUUUCUGUUGAGAAUGGUGGUGUAGGAAUCGUCAAUAGUGGUUGUCUCCCUCCAUUAAAACCUGGAAAUCCACCUCCUCCAACAAAACCUCAAAAAACUAUAUUGAGGAAAUCAACCACUACAACUGUGUGA